GACAAUCCGAUGAUAUCUCUUAUAAACAACACGUGUGUCUUGUAAUUUCUAGUUUUUUAAAAAAAAUUUAAUACAUAUUAUUAUCGUAAAUCGAAGACUGGCUGCCAAAUUAAAAUAAUUUCAACAUGGGCAAAAAACGUAGGCGCACCGACGAAGAUACGGAAUUCGAUUUAUCCCGAAAGGCCAAAGAAGUAAAAGACGACAAUGAAAAACGGUUAAUAAUCAUUUUGGAAAACGCACAACUAGAAACGGUCAAAGUAAUCCAAUCGAACUGACGUUGAUCAUUUAACAUUAUUAUUAUUAUUUUUUUUAACUGUACUUUUUUAAAGGUUGGCAAAACAUUUGAACUGUUAAAUCCCGACGAGCACGGACACAUAUUACGGAAACACGGACGAGAAUUGGGUAACUGUCGGCCCGACAUUGCCCAUCAAUGUCUCUUGAUGUUGUUCGACAGUCCGUUGAAUAGGGCAGGUCUACUUCAAGUAUAUGUUCACACGGAAAAUAAUGUUCUCAUCGAAAUCAAUCCACAAACGAGAAUACCACGAACCUUUAAACGUUUUGCCGGACUAAUGGGUAACCGCAUUCAUUAAAAGUAUCAACUUGUGGUGUCUGCUCAAAGUAUUUUUACCUUAAAUCACUGAUUUAAUUUUUUAACCACUCAUUUCAACCAAAAAAAAUCUCACCCUGCAAAAAUGUAUUGAAAUUUGUUAAAAUUUCUCAAGUUUAUUAAAUUUCCACAUUCUAAAAUUCUUUUAAUGACUUGUUUUGUAAAAUAAUAAUAAUUUUUGUUAUAUUUCUGAACACUCAAGUACCCUCAAACCGCCACUGUUAAUAGGCGUUUUUGUUUAACUUACAUAACAAUUAAUUAUAUACAAAUUUGUUUAAAUUUCUUAAACAUAUUAGGUAUACAAAAUUUAAACAUUUUAUAAAGUAUUUUUCUAAACAAAAAUAUUUUAAAUCCCAGUUAUCUACUUUUAUUGUAACUUUAAAUUUAUAUUUCAUACUUUAACAUUAGGUACUACAAUGCAAUCAAUAAAUUUAUAGUUAUAUCAUUUUAUUACUAGUUAUAUUAAUAUUACUACUGAACCAAAAUCUAAUACUUAGAUCAACUUUAUUAAAUAACUGGCAUUACUAAAACACAGAUUUAUAUACAAUAAAAAAUAUUAAAAUUAAAAAUCGUAAAAGGUACUAAAAAAAAUUUUAUUAAUUUUUUUUUUAUUCAAAUUAAUAACUAAAUACCUAGUAUUCAAGUUUUUCUUUUGUAAAACUGUGAUGUCAAUAAAUGUGUAUGAAUUAAAAACGAUUCUUUAACAUUAACUGUAGUAGUUGGAGUCAGCCAUAUUUGCAACAACUUAGUAUCAUUGGGUUUUGGUAAAUUUCAUCAUGUUGAACCAAUUCACUUUAAAAUACUUAAUUCAUUUUUAGAUAAAAUACUAUUUUUAUUUUUUAUUUUGUUUUGUUUUUAAUAUUGCCACAUUAAGUCCAGAAAUAAUAUUUUUAUUUUAAAUUCAUUAACUAAACAUAAAACAUGAAUUUUUUGAUUAUUGUUGCUAAAAAUGACAAAUGUUAAUUCGUUUUUAGAUGAUUCAUAUUUAAUCUUCUGUUAGCUUUUAAAUAAUCUUUUGGUAUUUUAUAAAGUGUUCCACGUUAAGCUGCGUCCAGACUAGACGACUAAGGGUAUUGAAGGCACAUGUGGCGAUCUUAUUCAAUGAUGUUGGUUUUGAUGUAGACAGCGCAACUGAGCAAAUGUGUGGGGGAGCGGUAUAUAAAAAGAAUUCAUUAUCGGUUUGGACACAAUUUGUUGAUAUUUUAGUCUUCGUCGACAUUUGAUUAAAACGAAUGUCAUGUUAAUUUUAAUUAUAUUUAAAACAGAUUAGAGUUUAUAUCAAGACAUACAAUACUAUGAGAUCCAACACAUUUCGAAUACAAAUUAAACAAAUUAAUUACCGUUAAUAAGUCAUUUCACUUGAUAUCAUUUUAUUUAAAAUAUAAUAUUUUAAAUUUUAGAAAAUAUUAAAUAAAUUAUAUGCAUUCGCAGCAUAAACAAGUGAAGGUUUCCAAACAUGGACAAAUUCAGAUUGAGUUUGGACAGUACGCCGAUGAUCUCAAAUCUAAGUACAGACAAGACCAAAUAUGAUUACGUUGGUGGCCGGGUGCCUUGGACGUGUAGUCUGGACGCGGUUUUAUAUAUAGCCGCAAGUAGCCAUGCCCCCCGCCUUAUAAUUACUGGGAUGGGAGGUACCUAAAGGUAUAUUAUCCAUUUUGUUCUUAAAAAUUAAAAAACCUAUUAUUUUGUUGUAGAACGUAAUAUUUCCAUUGAAAUAUGCAAUUAAUUACGUUUACAUUUUCAAUCAAAAAUUCAAUAUACUAUCUAUAUUAUACUUUUACUUCAAUUAUUACCCAUAGUUAGUUAUCAAAAAUAGAUUUCAUAUGAGAUAUUAACUAAUAUUGAUAUUAAUAUUAUAUUGGAUCUUAUUAUAUUAUCAUAUUAUUUUUAUUUUGAUAGUUCAGUUAUUGCAUAAAUUCAGUGUAAGAGCAGCCGAAACUUCGGCCAAAUUGAUGAAAGUGAUAAAAAACCCAAUCAAUGAUCAUUUGCCAGCGGGCUGUCGAAAAGUAGCUACAUCAUUUUCGGCGGCAAAACCCAUCAAACCGUCAGAACUUGUUCCUCAAGACGUUCCGAUUGCUUUUGUCAUUGGCGCAAUGGCUCAUGGACAGGUAUAAUAUUUAUCAAUAUUUUCACUAUGAAUAUUAAUAUAUUUUAACAUUAACUAUUUCAUUAGAUUAAAACUGAUUACACGGAAGAAACUGUGUCAAUUAGUAAUUAUCCACUAUCAGCAGCAUUGACGUGCACGAAAAUAUGUUCAGCUUUUGAAGAGGGCUGGGGUAUAUUAUAAGUUGUUAAAUUAUUCUAUAGUUUUGUAAAAUAUAAUAUUUCAUUUCAAAACAAAAUUUUUUUAU
This is a messenger RNA of Cinara cedri, 2958 nucleotides long. NCBI's taxonomy places the organism in Eukaryota, Metazoa, Arthropoda, Insecta, Hemiptera, Aphididae. The record is from the annotation of a GenBank genome assembly.